AUGAUAUCAACUCUUGAUUUAAGAACAGCAUAUGAAAAUGUUGAUGCUGUACGUGAUUUUUGUCGAAAACUUAUGGCCAUUGCCCUCAUGCCUAUGGAUGAUGUUGAAGAUGCUUAUUUAGAAAACCAAGAAUGGAUUAGUGUCAUUGGUAAAGAAAUGUAUUCCGUUUACAAUCUUGCCUGGCUCACAAACAAUAAUUGUGAGUGUACAUUUGAAGUACUAUCAUGCCAAGAAGAGUUUUGUAAAGUACUCAAUGAUGCAGUAAAGACACUUGAAGAUACUGGUAGUCCAUUAGAAGCUGCCAGCUAUUAUCAGAAAAUAUCAAACAAGUUCGAUGUCGGACGUGAUAGAUCAAAAUAUGUAUUAAAAUGA
Messenger RNA from Rotaria sp. Silwood2, 372 nucleotides. The record is from the annotation of a GenBank genome assembly. NCBI's taxonomy places the organism in Eukaryota, Metazoa, Rotifera, Eurotatoria, Philodinida, Philodinidae.